Aspergillus wentii DTO 134E9 is the source of this 1674-nucleotide messenger RNA. RefSeq names its product putative AIF-like mitochondrial oxidoreductase (Nfrl) (gene nfr1). Gene Ontology annotation, molecular function: 2 iron, 2 sulfur cluster binding; flavin adenine dinucleotide binding; oxidoreductase activity, acting on NAD(P)H. The coding region runs from base 1 to 1674 and encodes 557 amino acids. Gene Ontology annotation, cellular component: cytoplasm. The record is from RefSeq and is a predicted model, not a curated record. The transcript is spliced from 3 exons. NCBI's taxonomy places the organism in Eukaryota, Fungi, Ascomycota, Eurotiomycetes, Eurotiales, Aspergillaceae.
AUGGCGCAGGAAUAUAAACUCAAGGACCUCUCGUCCCUCACGGAUGUGCAGAAUAUGGAGAAGGUAGAAUCAGAGGUGGAGGGGAUCGAUGGUGGAAAAGUAUUGGUCGUCCGAUUCAAUGGCCAAGUACAUGCCAUGAGUCCAAAGUGUACGCAUUACGGGGCACCGUUGAAAUUGGGCGUUGUUUCGCCGGAUGGAAGGAUUACGUGCCCAUGGCAUGGAGCAUGCUUUAAUAUUGGCAGUGGAGACGUUGAGGAUGCGCCUGCUCCUAAUGCUUUGAAUAAGUUCGAGGUCGUGGAGAAGAAUGGAGCGGUUUAUAUCAAGGGUGAGGAGUCGGCGAUUAGAUUUGGACAGAGGGAUCCUGUUCUGAAGUGCAGUGCCUCUGAGCCGGAGAGGGUCGUUAUUGUUGGAGGUGGAAGCGGAACCCUUGGAGUGGUGCAGGCUAUUCGCGAAUUGAAAUACAAAGGAACCAUCACCAUCAUCUCCAAAGAACCGAAUUUGAUCAUCGACCGAACCAAGCUGUCCAAGGCUCUAAUCCCUGACGUAGAGAAGAUCCUCUGGCGCCCUGAGGAAUGGUACAAGUCCGCCUCUAUCAACACUGUCUUUGACGAAGUGAUCUCCGUCGACUUCAAUAGCAAGGCUGUCACUACAAAAUCCGGCAAAGCAUACCCGUACACCAAGCUGGUUCUUGCUACGGGUGGUAUGCCACGUUCUCUUCCAAUGGAAGGGUUCAAGACCUUGAGCAAUAUCUUCCUGCUUCGCACCGUCACCGACGUGCAGGAUAUCCUCACAGCAGUGGGGGAUAAGAACAAGAAGAUUGUGGUCAUCGGAAGUUCCUUCAUCGGAAUGGAGGUGGGCAAUGCCCUCGCCAAGGAAAACGACGUGACCAUCGUGGGCAUGGAAAAUGCCCCCAUGGAAACCGUCAUGGGCGAGAAAGUUGGCCGGAUCUUCCAGAAUAACCUCGAAAAGGCCGGCGUCAAAUUCAAACUAGCCACAUCCGUCGCCAAAGCAAUUGCAUCCGAUUCUUACCCCAAGAGUGUCGGUGCUGUGCACCUGAAAGACGGCACACAGCUCCCAGCCGAUUUAGUCAUUCUAGGCGUUGGCGUUCGUCCGGCUACAGAUUUCCUGCGCGAAAACCCCUCCAUCCAGCUCGAGCAAGACGGCUCCAUCAAAACAGACGAACAUUUCGCCGUACCAGGUCUCAACAAUGACGUCUACGCCAUCGGAGAUAUUGCAACAUACCCCUACCACGGACCAGGCACCGACCCAGAAAAGGGCACAUACACAAGAAUCGAGCACUGGAACGUUGCGCAGAAUGCCGGCCGAGGCGUUGCCCGAUCCAUCGUGCACAGUUUCUCGUCCUCGCUGCAGUCUCUCAAGCCCAAGGUGUUCAUUCCUAUUUUCUGGUCUGCGUUGGGCGCUCAGUUGCGGUAUUGCGGUAAUACUCCCAAUGGAUGGGAUGGGUUGAUUCUUCGUGGUGAGCCCGAGAAUGCGAAGUUCGUUGCGUAUUACACAAAAGGUAACACGGUGGUUGCUGUCGCUACGAUGGGGAUGGACCCUAUCAUGGCUAAGAGUGCAGAGUUGAUGCGGAGGGGGAAUAUGCCUACCAAGGCGGAGAUUGAGAGUGGUGUGGAUGUAUUGGCUGUUGGGGUGCCAAAGACGAUGAAUAUCUAA